Molecule: messenger RNA, 1362 nt
Organism: Eruca vesicaria subsp. sativa (arugula)
Lineage: Eukaryota; Viridiplantae; Streptophyta; Magnoliopsida; Brassicales; Brassicaceae
Source: the annotation of a GenBank genome assembly
AUGGAGCCUUCAAGCCCCCAACAUAGUCACAUCAUUGAGGUUAAUGCAUCAAAACCUGAUGAAGAAAGAACAACACUUGGUGCAGUUAAAGUCUGUGGAGAAGCACCUUGUGGGUUUUCAGAUCUUAACAAUGCCUCUGGUGACGCAGAGGAACGCAAUGCUUCGAUGAGAAAGCUCUGUAUCGCUGUGGUGUUAUGUCUUUUGUUCAUGACCGUUGAAGUGUUUGGUGGGAUCAAAGCUAAUAGCUUGGCUAUACUAACCGAUGCAGCUCAUCUUCUCUCUGAUGUUGCUGCAUUUGCCAUCUCCUUGUUCUCCUUGUGGGCUGCUGGCUGGGAAGCGACUCCUAGGCAGACUUAUGGGUUUUUCAGGAUUGAGAUACUUGGAGCUCUUGUCUCUAUCCAGCUCAUUUGGUUGCUCACUGGUAUUCUUGUCUAUGAAGCUAUUAUCAGACUUCUUACUGAGACUAGUGAGGUUAAUGGGUUCCUUAUGUUUCUUGUUGCUGCGUUUGGGCUGUUGGUGAAUAUCGUAAUGGCUGUUCUGCUAGGGCAUGAUCAUGGUCACAGUCAUGGUCAUGGUCAUGGACACAGCCAUGGUCAUGACCAUCACACUCACGGUGGGGUGACUGUUACCACCCAUCAUCAUCAUGGUCAUGGUGAGGACAAGCAUCAUCACGCUCAUGGGGAUGUUACAGAGCAGUUGCUGGACAAAUCAAAGCCGGAUAAAGAGAAGAGAAAGAGGAACAUCAAUGUACAAGGAGCUUAUCUCCAUGUCCUUGGAGACUCUAUCCAGAGCGUUGGUGUUAUGAUUGGAGGAGGCAUCAUUUGGUACAAGCCGGAGUGGAAGAUAGUUGAUCUGAUCUGCACUCUUAUCUUUUCGGUUAUUGUCUUGGCAACAACCAUCAACAUGAUUAGAAGCAUCCUUGAGGUAUUGAUGGAGAGUACACCCAGAGAGAUUGACGCUACAAAACUUGAAAAGGGUUUGCUCGAAAUGGAAGAAGUGGUGGCUGUUCAUGAGCUUCACAUUUGGGCUAUCACAGUGGGGAAAGUGCUGCUUGCUUGCCAUGUCAAUAUCACACCAGAGGCAGAUGCAGAUAUGGUGCUCAACAAGGUCAUUGAUUACAUCCGCAGGGAGUACAAUAUCAGUCAUGUUACAAUACAAAUCGAACGGUAAAAGCAUUGUGAAACAUCUCAAGAGUCUUUUGUAUCAGUAUUAUUCUCUUUAAUAACAAUAAAAUCAAUAAAGUUGAUCGAUUUCAUAUUCUCUGUCUCUCUGCUUUUAGUUAUAGUUUUAAAGUUAUGUGUCAACUUUGUUUGGUUGAGCUCUAGUAAGCUUUUUGUCUUUUCAGAAAGUGUUGAAAAGGAC